UGCUAACAACUUUCUCUCCGGAGGCUGAACAGAGACCCUCCCAGAGGAAACCGAGAGAAAGUUAGUAUUUUCUGUGCUGUCGGAGUUCUUUUAGCCCCCCAUUUUGAAGUUGGAUCCUGUCAACAUGCCUCCUGGAAAAUCAGCAAUAAGUGUUCACUCUGACAGCAGUGACAUGGACAUUGAUGGAACUGUGGAGGCUGAGAUGAGUAAACUGCAGAGACAGUUCCGCAUCAUGGAAGGAGAUCGGCAGGCAUACAGGCUUCAGUCACAGGAGCUCAUUCGCAAACAGCGCGUGGAGAUGGAGAAGCUGCAGGAGGAGCAGGAGGAGCUGCAGAGGAGUCUGCGAGUGUCCCAGAGCCAAACGCGUAAACAAAGCGACAACCGGGAUGUCCAGCAGCUGCAGACUGUCCUGGCCCAGCGAGACCAGCCGGACGAGCAGCUGGAGAGACAGAGAAUCAGCCAGACGGAGCUGGAGCAAGAGAUCUUAUGUAUCGGGAAGAAACUGGCAGAGCUGAGAAAAGGAGAGGUCAGCGCAUCCAACAGCCAGAAGUCUCUGGCCCGGCAAACCCAGAAGGCCAGUCGUACCCUGGAGAAUAAACUAGACCGGGCUCUCGUUCACUUCAAUGAGCAGCUGGCCAAGAACAGCCAGCUAAGAGAUGAGCUGGAGACCCUGCGCGUGGAGAGGGUCCGCUUCCAGCAGCUGCAUCGUAGGCUAGACAAGGAGCUUCAGGAAAUUCGGCAGGACAUUGGUGAUGUCAUCCGCAUGUCAACAGCAGCUUAUGAUGCCAGAGUGGAAGCCCAGUCAAAGAUGACGAUGAUGAAGGAGAAGGCGGUGAAGGACCUGGCGCUGUAUAACGUUGAGGUGAAGGAGCUGGAGAGGAUCAUUGCCCACGAGCGCCGCCUCAAAGAGUUCAUGGCCACUAAAUGCAAUGAAAGGAGUGGCCAGGAGGACAUGCAGGAUCUCACCCGCAGACAAGAAAUGAAGGAACAGCGGAGGACAGACUCUGGGGAGGAGACAUUGGAGACUCUUGAGGAAGUGUUCCAGAAGAUUCAGAAGGUGACAGGCGAGGACGACUUGGAAAUGCUGGUCAGCAAAUUUAUCCAGGUUGAGGACAAAAACUUUGCUCUCUUUAACUACGUGAAUGAGCAGAACACGCAGGCUGAGGCUUUGAGAGAUCAAAUCAAUCAGACAGAAGAGGAGAUGGAAAGGUUUCGUGUAAAGGGCCUGCAGCAGGAGCAGGAGCACCACGCAGCCCUGAGGGAGGUGCAGGAGCAGCAGAGAGACACUGAGUCUGAGGCCCUGGAGUCCGAGGAAAAGGCCAACGCCAUCAGCAAGAUCCUGGACCAGAUAAAGACAGGAGUUAACAGUGUGUUUAAUAAGAUUGACUGUGACCGUGCGGUGGUGGAGGAUUUGCUGGGCUCUUCCUCCGGGAUCAGAGACAACAACAUUAUGACCUACCUCAGCCAGGUGGAGCAGAGGACCAAUGAGCUGCUCACUGUACAGGCCUUUAUCAACUCCAAGGACCUGGAUAAGGAUUAUGACCCAAAGUUAAUGGCUCAGUUCCUGCUUGGACAGAGCCCAGCACUACAGAAACAAGCUACUGGUGUCCAGCCUCCUUUUACUGGGGAGGACUAUGACACUGAAGAGUCAUUUAUCACAGAUGAGGAUGACCACCCUUUGACCCUUGAAGAGCUUCGCCGGCGCAUCACAAAUGGGGUUCUUCGUAAAGAAGGAGGACUUCAAGCAGGCAAGGGCAGAGAGGCCAAGUUUUCUAAGCUCAGCACACUGCCCAACCCCAGACAGCGCUCUCUAGAGCUCUGAGAGUCCAGCCUGUGUGAAAGAAAUGUGUCUCAUUCAUGAAUAAUGCAGAAAAAUACAGCAAUAUGCAUCUACAUAAACUAUAUACAAAUAUUCUCACCAUAUUCAGUCAUAAGCCCCUUGGCCUGUGCUUCCUUAUCAGAGUGACACUGCAGUGCAGCAGCAGAACUGAAGGGGGCAGCAUAUACCUUAGUUGUGAUUUGUAAUGUUUAGGUGCAGAUCUGCCACUGCAGCUUACCAGACUAUGACUGUCAAUCAAUUUAACGUCUAUACAAUAAAUGGCAAAGCAUCUGACACGGUUGGAAAACCAGUUGACUAAAUCAUCUUUCUGACUUCAGUGUUUU
Colossoma macropomum (tambaqui) is the source of this 2163-nucleotide messenger RNA. It is a transcript of the gene odad1, whose product is annotated as outer dynein arm docking complex subunit 1. NCBI's taxonomy places the organism in Eukaryota, Metazoa, Chordata, Actinopteri, Characiformes, Serrasalmidae. Gene Ontology annotation, cellular component: axoneme. The transcript has 15 exons. The record is from RefSeq and is a predicted model, not a curated record. Gene Ontology annotation, biological process: cilium movement; outer dynein arm assembly. The coding region runs from base 125 to 1822 and encodes 565 amino acids.